This is a messenger RNA of Leptinotarsa decemlineata (Colorado potato beetle), 689 nucleotides long. RefSeq names its product arylalkylamine N-acetyltransferase 1. NCBI's taxonomy places the organism in Eukaryota, Metazoa, Arthropoda, Insecta, Coleoptera, Chrysomelidae. The record is from RefSeq and is a predicted model, not a curated record. Gene Ontology annotation, molecular function: N-acetyltransferase activity.
ACACAUCAAUCACUUCAAUAAUGUUCUCACCUUCAAAUUUGAACGAAUAAUAGCACUCCAAGUUAUUACGCAAAAAUUUCAAGGUGGAAGUGGUUGUGCUCAUAGCAUUGUGCCAUCAGAAAGUAAUCAACACGAAUUUAAUCUUUCGAGCGAAGAUAAAUCAAUUAUAGUCAACUCAGUCAUUUGUCGAAUAUACGUGAGUCGAAUAUAGCAUUAUUCGAGAGUAUGAUGGCACAUCCUGACACUCAUAACAGUAAUUGCUCAAUUGAAAUUGCAACUGCAGAAAACAAAAACGAAGUUUUGGAAUUCUUAAGAAAAUUUUUCUUCAAGGAUGAACCUGUUAAUAACUUUCUAGGACUAGUCAGUUGCGAGAAUCCAAUAAACGAAGAUGUGGAAGCUUUUUCCAUAGAAUACUUAGAUAAUGGUCUCACUUUGAUGGCAAAAUAUGAUGAAAAUUUAGUAGGUGUUUGUAUGAGUGUGGUAAUUGAGAAAGAAACAAAGAAAACAACUGUUAACUGUCAAGAUGAAAAAUUUGCAAAACUUCUCAAGUUUUUCGAAUAUGUUGGUGAGAGAGCGGAUCCAUUUGAACAAUAUCCAGAUUGUACCAGGGCUGUGUGCAUUGGUAUAGUAUCUGUAGACGAAUCGUACAGAGGAAGAGGUAUCGCUAAAAAUCUUCUGAAUACAACAAG